This is a messenger RNA of Epinephelus lanceolatus (giant grouper), 3133 nucleotides long. It is a transcript of the gene ddx23, whose product is annotated as DEAD (Asp-Glu-Ala-Asp) box polypeptide 23. The record is from RefSeq and is a predicted model, not a curated record. Gene Ontology annotation, molecular function: ATP binding; nucleic acid binding; RNA helicase activity. Lineage: Eukaryota; Metazoa; Chordata; Actinopteri; Perciformes; Serranidae.
CCCUUGCUGGCGCUCGCUCGUGUGGAGCGAUAUGGCGUCUUCUUGAAGCGUACAUACAUCGCAAGUAUUUUGUUGACAAGUGAUUUAAGAUGGCAGCCGACUCCACAGACAAGAAGGAUGCCGAAUCCUCAGGGACCAAAGACAGAGAGAGGAAACGUAGCCGUUCACGAGAACGAGAUCGUAAAGGCUCACCUUCUCGCAAAAGCCGUCGUUCUCGUGAACGAAAUCGCUCAAAGUCUCCAGAUAGAGAACGACGCAAAGACAAGGACAGAGACAAGGAGCGUGACAGAGAUAAGGACAGAGAGAGAGGCCGUAAGGACAGAGACAGCCAUCGACGUGAUAAAGAUCGCAGCAAAAGGUCCAGAAGUCUUUCUCCUAAGUCGAAAGACACCAAAUUAAAGAGAGAAAGGGAUAUAAAAACAGAAGAGGAGGAAGAUGAAAAGAAGAAGAAAGAGAAGGUCCAGCCUUUAUCUUUGGAAGAGCUUCUCGCCAAGAAGAAGGCAGAAGAGGAGGCAGAGGCGAAGCCCAAGUUCCUCUCCAAGGCAGAGCGAGAAGCUGAGGCUCUGAAACGGAGGGAGUUACAGACGGAGGAAAGGAGGAAGAUGCUGGAAGAUGAGAGAAAGAAGAGAAGGGUAUUCCAGGACAUGGGCAGAAAAAUGUUGGAGGACCCUCAGGAACGUGAAAGGCGAGAACGAAGAGAGCGAAUGGAGCGAGAGAACAACGGGAAUGAAGACGAUGACGGACGACAAAAGCUGAGAGAGGAGAAAGAUAAAAGCAAAGAACUUCAAGCCAUCAAGGAGCGUUACCUGGGUGGGCUGAAGAAGCGCCGGAGAACUCGUCAUCUGAACGACAGGAAGUUUGUGUUUGAGUGGGACGCCUCUGAAGACACCUCAGUCGACUACAACCCGAUUUACAAAGAAAAGCACCAUGUGCAGCUGUACGGACGAGGCUUCAUCGCUGGCAUCGACUUGAAGCAGCAGAAAAGAGAGCAGUCACGUUUCUAUGGUGACCUGAUGGAGAAACGGCGGACGCUAGAAGAAAAGGAGCAGGAAGAGACGAGACUGAAGAAGAUGCGUAAGAAGGAGGCGAAGCAGCGCUGGGACGACAGACACUGGUCUCAGAAGAAGCUGGACGAGAUGACGGACAGAGACUGGAGAAUCUUCAGAGAGGACUACAGCAUCACCACCAAGGGAGGAAAGAUCCCGAACCCCAUCAGGAACUGGAAGGAGUAUUCGCUGCCUGCACACAUCCUGGAGGUCAUCGACAAGUGUGGCUACAAGGAUCCAACACCUAUUCAGAGGCAGGCCAUUCCUAUUGGUCUACAGAACCGUGACAUCAUUGGUGUGGCUGAGACAGGUAGCGGUAAAACAGCUGCUUUCCUGAUUCCACUGCUCGUUUGGAUCACCACCCUGCCAAAGAUCGACAGGAUUGAAGAUUCAGAUCAGGGUCCCUAUGCUGUGAUUCUGGCCCCAACUCGUGAGUUAGCACAGCAGAUCGAGGAGGAGACCAUAAAGUUCGGUAAACCGCUCGGUAUCCGAACAGUGGCUGUGAUUGGAGGAAUCUCCAGAGAGGACCAGGGCUUCCGUCUCAGGAUGGGCUGUGAGAUUGUGAUCGCCACCCCCGGUCGUCUGAUCGACGUGCUGGAGAACAGGUACCUGGUCCUGGGCCGCUGCACAUACGUCGUCCUGGAUGAGGCUGAUCGUAUGAUUGACAUGGGCUUCGAGCCCGACGUCCAGAAAAUUCUGGAGUACAUCCCAGUGACGAAUCAGAAGCCAGACACAGACGAAGCAGAGGACCCUGAGAAAAUGAUGAUGAACUUUGAAUCUGGGAAACAUAAAUACAGACAAACGGUCAUGUUCACAGCCACUAUGCCUCCAGCUGUGGAGAGACUGGCCAGGAGCUACUUGAGACGUCCUGCUGUGGUGUACAUCGGGUCUGCCGGCAAACCUCACGAGAGAGUGGAACAGAAGGUGUUGCUGAUGUCAGAGGGAGAGAAGAGGAAGAAGCUGCUGGAGGUGUUGUCACAUGGCUUCGAGCCUCCCAUCAUCAUCUUCGUCAACCAGAAGAAGGGAUGCGACGUGCUGGCAAAGUCUCUGGAGAAGAUGGGGUACAAUGCUUGCACGCUGCACGGUGGCAAAGGCCAGGAACAGAGAGAGUUUGCACUCUCCAACCUCAAGGCAGGAGCCAAAGAUAUCCUGGUGGCCACAGACGUUGCUGGUCGUGGUAUCGAUAUCCAAGAAGUCUCCAUGGUGCUUAACUACGACAUGGCGAAGAACAUUGAAGACUACAUCCAUCGUAUUGGUCGUACGGGUCGUGCUGGUAAGAGUGGUGUCGCCAUGACCUUCCUCACCAAAGAGGACUCGGCGGUGUUCUACGACCUGAAGCAGGCCAUCCUGGAGAGUCCCGUCUCCACCUGCCCUCCAGAGCUGGCCAACCACCCGGACGCUGCGCACAAACCUGGAACCAUCCUGACCAAGAAGAGACGCGAGGAGACCAUCUUUGCCUAAAACUGGACCUUAUAUUCAGAACACAAACACACAUCAGGGUCUCAGACUGUUUCACCGUGUUGUAUAAUUCAUGUUUUUGGUCUCUAGGUAAUUUACACCCAUUUCUUUUGUUCCCUUUCCACCUUACCUCUGUCACUGUCUGUUUUUGUCUUUUCACCCAGUCUGUUGUUGUUACCAGGUGCAGAAAUAACCACAGCAUCAAUUUUGAGAUUUUAAGGCUCAACCGUGGGCCAUUUGUCAUCAAUGUGCGCAGGUUUUUACUCACAGACGUAUAAAUUUGGACUCAGUGUGAAAUGUUUUGCUUCUAUAAACAAGAAGUGAUGCUAUAACUGAUCUGCACUGUAUAAAGGCUACUCUUCAGAUAUCAAAUGUGAUAAUUAGCAGCCAGGAUGUGAGUGUAGACGAGUAGUUAUUACUGUGUUUCAUUCAUUUUCUGUUAGUUUGAGUUUCCUGACUGUUUAAGAGACCAAUGCCAGAGGUGACAGCCAUUUUCUUUUUGCUUUAGACACAUCCUCUGACUACGUUGAAAUCCAUCAUUUUAAAUAUAAACAUUUGUAAUGAAGUGAAAUACAGAAAAUUUGAGUGAUGUCUGACUCAUAAUUGUUUUAAAAAAUGUAUGAAAGAGA